Molecule: messenger RNA, 1350 nt
Organism: Exaiptasia diaphana
Lineage: Eukaryota; Metazoa; Cnidaria; Anthozoa; Actiniaria; Aiptasiidae
Product: calcineurin subunit B
Exons: 4
Coding region: 629-1075 (148 amino acids)
Molecular function (GO): calcium ion binding; calcium-dependent protein serine/threonine phosphatase regulator activity
Source: RefSeq, a predicted model, not a curated record
UGGAUUGAAAAUUGAAAACAAUUGAAAUCAUGCCAGCUGGCCAUAUGGUCAGGGCUGCCAGGUAAUAYCUGGCCUCAAAGACCAGAGUAAACAAUUAUAAAACCACAAAACAUUUAAAAGUCAAUUCUUAAUAAUACUACUCACAAAAGGCUCAAAAAAUGACAGUUCACAUGAGAAACUGUCAUUUCAAUCAAGGCUGCAUGAAGAGAGAAUUUGGAUUAAAUCAAUUAGCUAACUGAGUAUAGCCCCUUUGUGAAAUCUUUGUUGAUGGACCAGAAAAUUUUGAAAGAAAAAUUUAUACCAGUAAUGAAAAGUAUUCUCAAAAGUGGAUUUYGUUACUGGGGUAUAAUUGCUAAUAUUUCUUUGAAACCUACUCUAAAGUUAGUGAUUUUGAGUUGCGCUUGUUUAGGUGUUAUGUUUUUUUGUUUUGAAAUAUUCUGACUUAGAAAAACCAUUUCCAAUCAAAAAAAUUUGAUUGUUGAAAAUGGCAUGGUUUGAAACAUCUUAUUUCCAGGUUUAGGCAUCACUUAAAGGACAGUAACAUCCCCUCCCCCCUCCCCUCUCCUUCCAGCCAAAUUUUUUAGGCUUUACAAGGCCCUGAUAAUUCAUCGGAAAAUCAAGAACAUGAAUGCAGAGGGCAUUAGUUACUUCAAAAGAAAUUAUUAGAAUUUUGAAGCGUUAUUCCUACUAUGACCCCAACAACACACAACAAAUCUCUUUGGAAGCCUUUCUUGAAUUACCUGAAGUGUCUGCUAAUCGUAUCAUGAAGAAAAUUGGAAAGAAGUUUGUGGAUCCAGAGACUCAGUGCUUGACUCCUAGUGACUUUGUUAAACUGUUCUCUGCCUUGAGUUCAAGAACACCYUUGAAGGACAAGAAAGAAUUUGCCUUCAAAGUACUUGACACAGAUGAUAAUGGAUACCUGAGCUAUGAYGAGUUGUUUUCCUUCUAUAGAAUGCUGUUUGGACCAGCACUCUCAGAUGACAGACUACUUGACAUCGUCAUGACAACCAUCAAUGACAAUAGUAGCAGCAAGCAAGGCCUGACUUAUGAAGACUUUCUGAAACAAAGGCCAUGAUGACAGGGCUAACAUAUUCACUAUCAGGGCUUUGCAAAAUGCCUUUAGAUGCAGUCCAAAGAUGGAUCCAGCAAUUUAGCAAUAUUUACAAAAGAGGAGGCUAUAAAGCCCUGAAUCCUCCCAGCCUCCAGCCACAAGGGGGAGGAGGAGGGGGGAUCUGUUGAGUACUAUAGGGUGAUGUAGAGAAUUGGAACUUUUUAUGUUUGCUUUAGUAGAGCCUCAAACAACUUUGUAUAGAAACUACUGGUGCAGCAUUUUAAUCAAACAAAACCAAA